UCGUCGACUCGUCAAGAUGACUGUAACCUACGGUGUAGAAAAGUGUCCCAAAAAGUUCGACGAGUAUCGGUGUAGUCUAUCGGAUAAAUAUAGACAGCUGGCAAAGGAGCAACUACGAGAGGAUGACACACUGCGAAAGCAAGCCUUGGACGCAAUGCGAGCCUGGAUCGCGAAACAUCCCUACAUUCGACGGUGUCGUACCGAUUCACUGUUCCUGUUGAGGUUUCUCAGACAGCGUAAAUUUUCGAUUCCCCUGGCCUGCGAAACCUUGGAACGGUACCUGGCAAUGAGACAGACUUUCCCGCACUGGUUCCAGAACCUGAAUCCAUAUCAGGCCGAUAUGGAAAAUCUGAGACAGAGUGACGUGUUUCAGGCACUCGGUUUCGAUGAAAAAGGUCGCAUGCUGUACCUGAUCAAAUCGAAGAACUUCAACGUGGAGAAGUUCAAUUUAAUCCACCUGAUUCGGUUCCUGCAUAUGAACAUGGAGAUCCUGUCCUGUGACGAGCGUAUCCAGGUGGCCGGAAUAGUGUUAAUUGUAGACUGUUUCGAUACCACGAUGAUGCAUUUCACGUUAUUCAACCUUUCCGACAUGAAGAACAUCAUGCCAUACAUCAACCAUCUCCUUCCGGUGCGCUGCAAAGAAAUACACGUCAUCCGGUUGCCCAAGAUGAGUGUGACCUUGGUUGAUAUUCUGUUCACUUUCGUCAGCCCAAAGCUGAAGCAUCGCUUCUAUUUCCACAAAACGCUUCGAGAUGCCAAAAAGCAUUUGGAUAAAUCACUGCUCCCCGUUGAAUAUGAUGGAACUAACUGCUCGGUUGAACUGUCGACCGGGUUCUACACGCAGGUAUACGACUCCCACGAAGAACUGACCUUACUUGACCAGAUGGAGAUCGAUGUCAGCAAAUACACAACGCUGUGGAACCAAAACCAUCCGGCCAGUGGUUGUGGUAAGGCUAGUGAAAUAGAAAGCGGCAUGGUUGGCAGUUUUAGAAAGCUCAAUAUAGAUUAAAGAUUUAAAGUGUAAUAAUGAAAGCUGGUUAUACGAGCUCGAUCGACCAUCGCGAAUCAUCUAUGACACAGCAGGUAUAGAACCCUAACCGAAACUAACAAGGCGAUUUCGGUUGUCUAGGCAGAGUCUGGUGCGGUUCGAAGAGUGCUGAUUAUUCCAAAAACGUGUUUCUUCUCAUGAAAAUUUAUGAUUUUUCUGUGUUUUGUUUCCCAUCGAACUCGUGUGACGAAAUGCGAUGAAUGGUGAUGAUGGUUGCAGUUUCGUAACUGGUAGGCGACGGCUAAAUGUAAUAUUAAAUCGAUGCUUUGCAAAAUGGCACACUCCUAUUUUUUGUUUGUUUUCAAAACGACUUUCGUAUGCUCAGCACAUCACACUUAUCCUAAGAAAAGAUCAUUUGCGACAUAAACUGAAUUCAUUUAGGAUCACAUUUAUUAUCAUAAGCUAUUUGUAAAGGUUUUCGAGAAAAGGCGUGUGACA
Malaya genurostris is the source of this 1486-nucleotide messenger RNA. RefSeq names its product alpha-tocopherol transfer protein-like. The coding region runs from base 17 to 1009 and encodes 330 amino acids. The transcript is spliced from 2 exons. Gene Ontology annotation, molecular function: phosphatidylinositol bisphosphate binding. NCBI's taxonomy places the organism in Eukaryota, Metazoa, Arthropoda, Insecta, Diptera, Culicidae. Gene Ontology annotation, cellular component: membrane. The record is from RefSeq and is a predicted model, not a curated record.